This is a messenger RNA of Vigna radiata var. radiata (mung bean), 978 nucleotides long. RefSeq lists its product as uncharacterized. The record is from RefSeq and is a predicted model, not a curated record. Lineage: Eukaryota; Viridiplantae; Streptophyta; Magnoliopsida; Fabales; Fabaceae. Bases 1 to 429 code for a protein of 142 amino acids. The transcript has 3 exons.
AUGUUCAAUUUUCUAUUGGCACGGAUUAGAUUUGAGGGAGUCUUAUUGACCUGCUUUGACCAGAGGAAUGACACAUUCAAUAAUGUGCUGACACGUAGUAGCACCCUUCUACCCAAAAUUAGGGUUUGCAAUUGGCAGAUUGGGGUGAUCUUUUGUUGUGCCUGCGCCGCUUUUGAGAGACGAAGAAAACGCGACCUACUAUCGAGAGGGCAUCUUCUCUACAAUGCAAUUCUACAGAUUUGGGUUGUGCGAAGCAAAAAUAAAUGGGUUCGAAUGGAGGUUGGUUGGCUACGGUGGCUGAUUGAGACGCUUGUGAUGACCGGUUUUGGGGUUCUUGCUGUUUUUGUAAUUGUAGUUCCGAUGAUGGUCAAGGAUGGAGGAUUUGUGGUGGCUAAUGGCGACGGCGACCUUGCGGCAUGUGGUGGUUGAUGAUGAUGUUGGUUGGCGGCGUCAUGAGGAGAUGGUACAUGAUGACGGUUGAGGCGAAAACGAUGACGAGGCCCGUGGAGGUGUUGCGGCGGCGUCUUGGGCGUUGAUGGAGAAGAUGAACCGGUGGAGAUAGCACUGUGAUUGACGGCGAAACCAUGGUUGGUUGCGCGAUGUGGUGGCCGACGUCUAGGUGGUCGCUGAAGGUCACUGGGUGGAUGCCAUGGAGGAGGCGGCGGCUAGGGUUAGGAAGAGGAAUUAGGGUUUCUUCUGUGGAAGAUGGUGAUGAUGUGGCAAGGGUGGUGAUGUGGCAGCAAGUCAUUGGCUGAAUCUGUGUGUGGUGGAUUGGCGACACGUGGGAACAUCUGAUGGACUCUAGUUUAGGAGGGGUAGGAAUAGGAAACUUAGGAGGUGUAGGAGAAAAGGGUUACUGUUGGGCUUCAGUAUUGGCCUGGUUUAGAACUGAGGGGUGCAUGUAGGGAAAUCUGGGGGUGCAAGGGUAAAAACUGACUGUUUGGCCCAUCUAUACAUUAUUUAUCAAAUAAAAUCUGA